This is a messenger RNA of Adelges cooleyi (spruce gall adelgid), 3414 nucleotides long. Its product is annotated as importin subunit beta-1-like. The coding region runs from base 161 to 2734 and encodes 857 amino acids. Gene Ontology annotation, biological process: protein import into nucleus. NCBI's taxonomy places the organism in Eukaryota, Metazoa, Arthropoda, Insecta, Hemiptera, Adelgidae. The transcript has 3 exons. Gene Ontology annotation, molecular function: small GTPase binding; nuclear import signal receptor activity. The record is from RefSeq and is a predicted model, not a curated record. Gene Ontology annotation, cellular component: nucleus; cytoplasm.
CGUGUGUGUGUGUGUAUUACCUAUAAAAUAAGCAAAACCGACUCGGGCACUAACGGUCAGUCAUUUCAUUCUAAUUUUGGAAACGCGUCAAACGUACUAUUGCGAAAGUGGAAAAAGCGAUUACGCUAUUAGAUAUUUUACAGGACAACAAACAGUUACAAUGAGCGACGAGGAAGUUAUUCAAAUCACUAAUCUUUUGGAGCGUACUAUCUCCACCGACAAAGAUGAGCUUAAUCAAAUACAAAAGUUUUUGGAACAUGCUGCACAAACAAAUCUUCUUGGCUUUAUCAAGACUCUGUCAAAUGUUCUUGUGCAUUCCGUCAACAAUCCAGUUGCUCGGAUUGCUGCCGGUCUCCAGAUUAAAAAUCACCUUACAUCCAAAGAUGAAGGUGUCAAAGCACAAAUGAAACAGCGUUGGCUCACGUUUCCUGAACAGGAUCGUUUGUAUAUCAAAGACAACAUAUUUAAAGCUCUUGGUACAGAAAGUCGGCCAAGUUCAGCAGCACAAUGUGUCGCUAACGUUGCCAUCUUGGAGUUACCAUUAAACUUAUGGCCUGGUCUUAUUAGUUCUCUGGCGGCUAACGUUACUGACCCCAACUCCACUGAUAUGUUAAGAGAGGCUUCGUUAGAAACUAUCGGGUAUAUAUGUGCAGAUACUGAUCAUGAAGUUUUAAAAAAUGAAUCAAAUACAGUAUUGACAGCCAUUGUUCAUGGAAUGACACAAAAUAAUAGUAAUGUUUGUUUAGCCGCUGCCACUGCACUUUAUAACUCUUUAGAGUUUACCAAAGGUAAUUUUGAAAAGAAAAAUGAACGUGAUUAUAUUAUGGAAGUUGUUUGCAAAGCUACACAAUCGGCCGAAACACCUGUCAAAGUCGCAGCCCUUCAAUGUUUAGUUAAAAUUGUUUCUCUUUAUUAUGAACACAUGGAAGCGUAUAUGACGACAUUGUUUCCAAUUACUUUACAAGCCAUUAAAUCAGACUUGGACGAAGUGGCCCUACAAGGUAUUGAAUUUUGGUCUAGUGUUGCUGAAGAAGAAGCUGAUAUUGUAUAUGAGGGACAAUGUCAAGACUCGCCCACUGAGAAGAAGCUUAUGAUGUAUACUGAAGGAGCAUUAGAAUUUAUUAUUCCAGUUCUAAUGGAGAAGCUUACUAAUCAAGAGGAAGGAGAUGAUGAUGAUGACUGGAAUCCAUGCAAAUCAGCAGGUGUUUGUAUUAUGUUGUUGGCAACUUGUUGUCAAAGUCGUGUUGUUCCUUAUGUACUUCCAUUUAUUAAUGCAAAUAUUGGUAAUACAGAUUGGCGUUACAGAGAUGCUUCAGUCUUGACGCUUGGAUCAAUUAUUGGUGGCUUAGAUAAUAGUGCGUUAGUAGAACUAUUAGAACCAAAUAUUCCAAUUCUUGUACAUUUAAUGUAUGAUUCAAGUGUUGCUGUUCAAGAUACAACAGCAUGGACAUUCGGUCGCAUCUUUGAGUUUGUACCUGAACUUAUUGUCAACUCCCCUUGUCUAGGUGAUGUUCUUAGUGUAUUCAUCAAGGGUCUGAAAUCUGAACCACGUGUAGCUACAAACAUAUGUUGGGCUUUUAGUAGUCUAGCACAAACCACCGGACAAGAUAUGAACUUUUUAACACCAUAUUUUAAUUACAUUGUUCAAGGAUUACUUGAAACAACAGAAAGAGGUGAUGGAAUGCGUUCAAAUCUAAGAUCUGCUGCAUAUGAAGCACUUAUGGAUAUGAUUAAGUUUUCACCGAUUGAAUGUUAUGAAACUGUUAAGAGUACAACAUUAAUUAUUCUUAGUAGAUUGAAUCAAAUAUUUAAUUUGCAAACGGUGAAUGAAGAUUGUUUAGACAUGCAAGGACUGUUGUGUGCUACAUUACAAAGUGUUAUACGGAAAAUGAACAGUGAUGAUGUGGACAAAAUAUCUAAUGCCAUCAUGAAUGCACUCUUAGUGAUGUUAAGUACGAGCAAAGACAGUGGUCUUCAAGAGGAUGCCCUUAUGGCUAUUAGUCCUUUGGUUGAAAAUCUUGGGAAAGGUUUCAUUAAAUACAUGGAGUAUUUUAAGACAUACUUGUUUAUUGGUUUACAAAACAAUACCGAAUUCCAAGUGUGUUUAGCUGCUGUUGGUAUUGUAGGCGAUUUAUCACGAGCACUACGUGAAGGUUUUGCUCCCUAUUGCGAUCAAGUUUUUGCACUAUUGUUUGAAACUUUACGAAGUAAUACCGUUAACCGGAAUCUAAAACCACAAAUCCUAUCUACUUUUGGAGACAUUGCUCUUGGUAUCGGGCCAGAAUUCAAAAAAUACUUGGAACAUGUUUUAAAUGCGUUGGUUCAAGUUGCACAAAUUCAACUAGAUCCCAAUGAUGCUGAUAUUAUUGAAUAUGUAAAUGAACUUCGUGAAGGAGUAUUGGCUGCUUACAUUGGUAUUGUGCAAGGGUUGAAAGGCGAAGGUGUCGCACCCAAUCAAGAUGUUUAUUUACUUGAAGCCCAUCUGCCAUUUAUGGUACAAUACAUGAUAUCUAUUUGUUCUGAUCCUAAUGCAAAUCCAGGGAUAUUGAAAAGCUGUUGCGGUCUUGUUGGAGAUUUAUGUUCGGCAUUUGGAGCCAAGGCGUGCCCUGUUUUAGACAAUGGAGAAGUUCAUAAUUUGUUGUACAAAGGACGCCAAUCUACUGAUUUGACCGCUAAGAAUUUAGCACGUUGGUCAGCAAAAGAACUUCAACGAAUCAAGACGCUUGUAAUGUAGUUGUGUUUAAUUUUAAACGUGAGACUUUAGAUUGUUUGUCUUGUCGUAUGACUGUCUUUAUUAGUACCUACGUAAUUUUUUUUUUUAGUAUAAAUGGAACCAAUAUUUGUCUGUGAUAUCGUAUAACUGUAUGAGUAAAUGUGCUACUCUGUAAUAAUUUUAUUCCUAUUAGAAUUUUGAAAGUGAUUUUAAUUUAUAUUAGUUUACUAUCUUUGAGCUCAUUUACUCGGCUCGUAUGACUGACUGAUUAGCAAAUAUUACUUAUUUGUUUAAUAUUUAUCUUGUAUAUAAUGUCGAAAAUGAAAUGGCUUGAACAGCUAUGCUUCCGACUGUCUGUUUUGCUCCGAAUGCAUAUUUAAGAAUGACUGCAAUCUUUAGUUAUUUACUAGGUACCUUGUAACUGUUUUCAUUGUCUGUCUGUCACUAAUUAAUGUUUAAAUUUAAAUUGUUUGAAAAUUGUCGUGUUUGAAAAAAAAAUAGAUUAUAUAUAAUUAUUUAUUAAAAACUAAUAUUUGAAAAAUAAAUUUCCCAUUAGUUUUUUUUUUAAAUUUCAUUAUUAUUUCAAUUGAUCACUAUUUAGAAUAAGUCUUAUUUGUCUUAAAUAUACUGUUUUAGGCUAACUGUAUAGUUAGUUUGCUAUUUUAUUUUUUUACAAAACCAACAGAUAUGCUUUGAAGUUA